Molecule: messenger RNA, 3438 nt
Organism: Hypomesus transpacificus
Lineage: Eukaryota; Metazoa; Chordata; Actinopteri; Osmeriformes; Osmeridae
Gene: cfap92
Product: cilia and flagella associated protein 92 (putative)
Exons: 15
Coding region: 1-3438 (1145 amino acids)
Source: RefSeq, a predicted model, not a curated record
AUGGAAGCCAAAGAAGUAUGUGAGUUCUCAGACUCAAAGGGAAGCUGCAAAGUGUCUAUACAGUGUCACUCACCCGACUUUGACACUGGAGUUUAUCCUGACAAUGGAGUCCGAGACAGAGACACAGAAAAUGACCAGUUGGAUUCCCAAAGAGAGGAUGAGGAUCAUGUUGCUAUUGAAAAGGAAAAGAACAAGCCAAAGAAAGUGUUGUCCAGUGGUGUUUUUGAGGCUCCCAAGGCUCAAGGCUACUAUCACAUAGAAUAUAACUUGCUACCAGAUGAUCCAGAGCCAACCAAAGUGGACCUCGUGAUGUUUGGGCUUGCAGCUAAAAUCUACAUCGACAAUGAAGCAAAGGUGUUAAAGCCAUGGUAUGAGGGAGACCAGGUGUGGCUGGGCUGGUCUCAGUCUGUCAAAGUCAGAGUCACUCGAGAGCUACUGAUUAAACUAGCGUCCCACAAGGUCACAUUUAGAGUUUGGGACACAAAGGACAGAGUGUCUACCAAAGCCAGAAAUGACCGACCCAAAGCCUUCAGACUGCCACAGACCAGGAGUGGGGAGGAGACCGAUCAUUUAGCUGCUAUGAAUAGCAGCUCGGUGAAGGACAAGAACCUGGGGGUUUUCAGAAAGAAGGUUCCUCAGAAACCCACUCAGGACAAUGCUGCUUAUCUGGAGAACAUCCAGAAGAAUGGAUCAGCAUUGGUGGAGCUCAGUCUUCUUCAUCUGCUGACAGAAAAUGAGGAUGUUUCUGUCAGACAUAUAUGUUUACAUGAUUUUCAGUACCCUUUAUAUCUAAUGUUAGGAGACAGGUCGCUGACUGAUUGCCUGGUCACCUGUUCGUCGGGGGUGUAUGAGGGCCUGUGCAACAUAACUGUGGACAGGCCACUGAUCUCAGAGGAGCUGAAAGCUGAGCUUAACCCACUGGUCAUCACGAUCCUGUCUGCUUCCUCCCUGCCCUCCACUCCUGUCCCCUUCCAAGUCUUAGAGGAGAAGUGUCUUCCGGUGUAUUGCCAGUACAGGUUCCACAACUUGAAAGUGCACAGGUCUAAAGGCAGAGAACACCGCUCCAACAUCUACUUCAAAGACGUCAAUGUGAUCCUAACAGGCCUGCUGAGCCCUGGGGAGCUGCAGGAGUUCCUCCAAGGCCCUCCGCUGGAGAUAGAGGUCCACGACCGGGACAGGAAGGUGGAGAAGCCUUCCUCCAGUCCCGCCCUGUUUGGUACUGAGCCCAAUGAUGACAAACUGAGCAGCGUGAUCCUGGUCAGUGGCAAACGCACCAUCUACAACCCCUUGAGGGCAAAGACCAAACAGUACAACCCAUACGGCAUAGCCAGGCUGAACUUGUCUGGCCUGCUCCAUGGCCAGAGAUGUGUGAAGCUCAACAUACCUAUCGAAUGCUGCCGUCCACCACAGCUGCUGGGAAAUGAGAGGAAUGAGUGGGAGAAGAAAUUGACGGCCAUGCCAGGCGUGGUUGAAGGAGCCCCAGAUCACGCCAUGCCAAUGGGGCAUUACUUGGAUGCCAACUCCCAGCUCAAAGUGCAGGUUGAAAUAGCUUGCCCCUUCAACAUGGAGAGCGGCAGUGAGGGGGCGUUAUAUUCCCCGUUUGGUCGCAUCAUUUACAUCUUCAGAUACACCAACGUGUCUGUCGUGGCCAAGCUCAGGACAGAAAUUCAAAAGAUCAACGCAGCAGCUUUCCAGCUGGACUCCCAGUCAAACGAGACCAUUCAACGAAUCCUUUCCAGUUACAAAAUGACAGCCCCGGAGAGGGGGAGUGUUGAUCUGGACACUGUUACUGGAUUCCAUAUGCUGGAUAUGCAGAUACACCUUUUUGUCCUUGAAGGUCUAAAGCAUAAAGCCAUCAAAAGGCUCUGGAAAACAGUCCCUAUAAAGCUGAUGGGGAGUGAAGAGGAACAGGUGAUGGUUCUCUACAACUCAGAUCUGAGCUUCUCCAAACGCCUGUAUGACACCCUGGACAUCAGUCUGAGUCCUGUUCACCUCCACGAGCCACUGGAGGCUAUCAUGAGACAGCCUCUGGUCUAUGUCAGAGACAUGGUCCCCCAUACCUGCUUCCAAGCCAUGUCACGAUUAAGCGUCCUGUGUAAACUGCGGAAGCUGAAAGAUGUGGUGAGGAACAACCUGUUCCCCUCAGCCGAGAUGGUUCUCAGCAUGAGCAAGGAAUUUGGAAUAGUUCCUGGGAAAUGGGAGCAAAGGCUGAUGGCAAAGACCCAAAAGGAGCCUGAGUUCUCCCCCAUGCAUGCCUCUGAGAACACACGCAGACCCCUCAGCACCUACAACUCACGCUACAUUCAAUGGAAACAAGACGUUGCCGUCAAGCAGCUGCUCAGUCAGACCAAAGACUUCAUCCAGGCUAACAUUGAGGAGGUGCAAAAAGCCAGUCUUCAAGUAAAGAAGCCAAAGGUAGCAGUACUAGUUGCUGAGCAGGCUAAAGACAGUGCAGCCCACAACUACAGUAUCCAGACCAUGAACUCAACUGAGCAGGCUAGGGAACUGCUGCGCAAGGAGAUGGCCAAGGAACCAACUCGGAGGUUCACCUACAGCCAGCAUUACCACACAGCCACGGUGGAUCCCAGAGAUGUGAAGUGUGAGAUGAGAACCUCAGAGGCCAGGUCCAGGUUGGCCUGGCGCACUUACGAUGGCUUCAUAUACCCGGGCUUCAAGAGCAGCAUCGAGUCCAAUGAGCACCCAGGACAUCCCGACGAGGCUCGUGUGGAGGCACUGAGAAAGCCCUGGAGGGAGAACAUCCUGCAUGACAACACUCUGAGGCCCACGCUGACACGGGACCCCCAGCCCUGGAGGGAGCGCCACCACGACUUCCACAUCUCCACCCAGACUGAUCAGGACCUCAGUACUGGGAGCCCUGUCUCCAUCCACCUGGCUGGAGAGAGGCUGAAGCAGGAGCAGCAGCAGGCAGCCUGGGCUCAGUACUCCAGGUGGCGGAGGAGGGUGCUCCCAGGCGGCAGCACCGGGUCUGGCAGGCGGGUCCCAGAGUUCAGGUGCUACAUGGGUGGAGCUCCAGGGCAGCUCCCAGGCAAGCUCCAGAGCCUGCUGAAGGAUCGGCCCAUGAAGUACUCCCUCAGAAAGCCAGGAAUGGCCCUCAAGAGACCUCCUUCUUCAGAGAGGAAGACCAACAUCGCAUUCGCUCCUGGGCUUUUCCAGGACCAAAGCCUGAUGCAGGAUAACAAUAUGAUACCAAGACACAAUUCCCAGUACAGCAAGUUCCACUUCAGAGAGUUCUGGAGGUCACACCCUUUCCAGCACAAGAGGGCAAUUGUGGGCCUAACCGAGGAAGAGAAGUGUGUGCAUCUCUUCCAGAAAGCAGCCCCCAGCAUCAGAGUGCCGUCCACACCUGUCCUGCCCCAGCACAGCAGCAACAUCGUAGAGACCAGAACCCACAAGGAUGUCACCCUGCAUGUCCACUGA